CUGCAGGAUACUGCAUCAUGUGAUUGGUUGUCGUCAUCAUGCCGUACAGCGUCAAAACAGGUUGGGAUGACAACUCCCCUCAUCACCAUCAUGUCUACUCUCUACCUCACCUCUGUCAGAUUAGAUGCGACCGGAUAGUUCCUUUCUUUCCCUGAACCAUAAGCUUCCUCAUUGGAAGGAAUUGGACCAUGCCGCAAGGAGAAACAGAACCCCUCCUCCCUCGCUACGACGAAAAUGCCUCGCAACAUCGCAAACUGCAGAACAAGCUGCGUACCUAUCAGAUGGUCCGCGCCCUUUCUCAAGGGUACAUGCCAUCCAACGAUCAAAUCAUCGUGAAUCUUCGUCGACUGCUAGCGUCUGAUCUGCUCAACUCAAGACACGGGGAUAUCGGACCCGUCUGUCGUCAGCUAAUCCGGGAUUCCCGUCUUUGGAUUCAGGUGUUGAUCGAUUUCUUACGUGAGAAGAACAGCGAUGAUCAAUUGCAGGAGUUUCUCUGGCAUAUGUCGCGUUCUAGGGCCUCAAUUGAUGUCGAUCGCAUCUCUGAGAGGGCGUCCAGUGCCAGAGCUCGAGCCGAUCCUAGUGCUGCAUACGAGAGUCUCCGCACCGUAGGAGGCCUCUUUUUAGUGAAUGCCGACUUCCGUCUCUUCCUCCAAGAUGUCACCACCGUCGGUCGCCAGAUUUUCUCCGAUACAGCACUGUCCGUUUCCGAAACGUCCCGCCAGGUUGGAGAGGAGUUGAAGCCAUCAGAGGCGAGAGCCAAUGCUGUCAAGGGUGCGGGUAAGGACGAGGGUCACAAACCCUCUUCGGAGGACCUUCGUCAAGAAGCAUCCGAAGUGGCAGAUAUCGCUGGCGAGGGAAUGAAUCGUACUGGUAAACAGGCGGUUGACAAGUCGAAGGAGCAUUUGACGCCACAGACGAAAGAGACUCUAAUCUACCGGUUGAAACAAGCUGUUUCAGAUCUUCGUCAGCAGUCAGACUAUUCGGAUUCGAUUUCUCAAUUGACUCAAUUGGUGCAACGGUAUGCCAAGUCUUAUGCUACCGCAGCGGAGGAGGCCUCAACAGCAGCAGAGGAAGAUGUUGGUGCAAAUGCAGACCUGAAGCAGGGGAUGCAGCAAUUCUGGGCCCUGGCACAGUCCAUUGGCCAUCUGGAAGAAUGGAAACUUCUGGAGCAAAAGUUCCAUGCAGUUGUGAAGCAUGCCAACAAAGAUCCAGAGUUUGAGAAUUUGGUGACAAACUUUGGUCACACACUGCAGGAAAUGCUCACUGAUCCUGACUUCUUCGACACUGUUAACGAGAAGACGGAUAAACUGAAGAAGAAGGCCAAGGACAUCACUUCGAAUACCAAUCUGGGCGAAGAUAUGGUCGCGUUCCUAAUCCAAGUCGACCGAACGAUCCAGUCUGUAUCUGAAGAUCCUAUGGUAUCCAAAUUGAGCGAAACGACUACGAAAAUCUACAAAGAUGCCGUUGGUGGGUUAAGCGACAAAAAGAACGAGCUGCCGACGGACAUUGCCCAAGUGUUCUUCCCAAUCUUGCUACGAUAUGUCCAGUACAUUCCCAUUCUGCGCUUGGAGAUGGCCGCGCCUGAAUUAGACCUCCUUGUGGAAAAUCUGAUCUUGGAACCUGGGCGGACAGUCAAUUACUCGUCUUUCCUUCCAUAUCGUGCACAUAUCACAACUCGCAACGAUAUCGAUAUUGUCAAGAAGCACGCCAAGCGCACGGCUACGGACCUUAAGACUACGUUCACCGCGACGGUCCUAGGCCUUAAUAUCAGCUCUUCAGAGUUUGGCUACUGGCUCCGCACCCACGCAGGCCUAUUCCGUCUCAAAGAUGAAGGUGUCGCCAGCUUCUACCUCGACAGACGCGGACUCGACAUCUCCUUGGAUGUGGAAGUCGGACGAGACCGCUUGGAGCACAUCUUCACUCUCCGCGGCGUCCGUGUCGUUAUCCACAAGCUAGACUACAAAAUUCACCGCAGCAAAUGGAGGUUCCUCUUGUGGCUGACCAAGCCGUUCCUCAAACACUUGGUGCGCCGGGUUCUGGAGAAGAAAAUUGCGGAGCAGAUUGUCACCGCCGCAAAUGUCCUGAACCGGGAGCUCAUCUUUGCGCGUGAACGCUUGCGAGCUGCCCGUAUUGCUAACCCGAAAGAUCUGGCAAGCUUUAUUCGGGCCGUGCUUACACGAAUGAAGCCCCCAUCGGAUGGCGACGUGGAAGCGGGUAUUGGAGUGGAUGUCGUUGGAAAUGGAAUUUUCCGAGAUGUCUACACACCUGGUAGCAUCAUCAAGAAAUGGCAGGAUGAAAACAGACAUGCGCAGGAGCUUAUUGAAGAGGGAGAUGAGACUCAUGGAUUGGGGAAAACCUGGCGGAAUGAUAUUUUUGACGCGAGAGGCAGUCCACUGUAAUUCUUUAGUUAUGUUUAUGACGCGACGGAUUUAGUGUGUAUGAAUAUUUAAUGCGUUUUCUAUCG
Messenger RNA from Aspergillus ruber CBS 135680, 2464 nucleotides. RefSeq lists its product as uncharacterized. Gene Ontology annotation, molecular function: lipid binding. The record is from RefSeq and is a predicted model, not a curated record. NCBI's taxonomy places the organism in Eukaryota, Fungi, Ascomycota, Eurotiomycetes, Eurotiales, Aspergillaceae. Bases 189 to 2399 code for a protein of 736 amino acids. The transcript has 2 exons.